UGUUGUAUUAUAAAACAAAAAUGAAUUAAAGUUUUAAUUAAAAUGAAUAACAUAAAAAAUCCCUUAAAUCGAAUGAUAUGUGUAUGCUGUUUAAGUACAAAACGAUCUUUAAUGAAACUAGACAAAUGUAAACAUGUUUUAUUCUUCGCGAAAAUAUUAGAAAAUAAGGUGAAUUAUGCAGAAAUGUAUAUAUGUACCUUUUGUCAUAAUUUUAUAAUAAAGGUUGAGAACUUUACACGACAAGUUGAAAAAUCUAUUGAUAUGUUAAAUAAGUAUAAAGAACUACAAAGUGAACAUAUACAUAAGUUGGAUAUGUCAGCGGUAGAAAUUAAUUAUGCAAUCAACAAUGAAGUAUUACGACACGAGUAUGUAAAUAAUACAUUAAAUAAUGACAUAAAAAGUGAAAUAAAAUGUGAAAAGAUGACAUCGCAAUCUGAAGAUGAUAGUUUUUCUGAUACAACUAUGGCCUGGAUUGAGAUAUCAAAAAUUGAAGCUAAAGAUAUGAAUACAUUGGAUACAGAAGUUAAAAAAACAAUUACAAAUGACAAAAAUGACGGUAAUAUGUCAACAUUUAAAAAUGAUCAAAGCCAUAAUGAGGUUAAAUUAUUACCGCAAAAGAUAAAAAAAAUAAAACAAACAAAACAAACUUCGAAUAUUUCUCAAAAGAUAUUUGACUCUAGUGGAAUUAAAUUCGAAGAUAAAAUAAGAAUUGUAACUCUAAGCCAAGAAGAAAUUACCGGAGAAAGAAAGAGAGAUGUUUUGUAUGAAUAUUAUUUGAAAAAACCUUACAAAUGUAAAGAUUGUAUCAUUGGAUUUGCUCAUGAACAUAUAUAUGAGCUACAUUUGAAACAAAAACAUGAAUUGAGGGAAGGGGCUCUUUUAUGUGACAUUUGUAAAUCAUAUUUAAACAAUGACAAGGCAUUGAGGAAUCAUAUGAGACAGCAUGUUGUACGUUACGAAUGCAAGGAAUGUGGGAUUCGUAAACGCGAUCGUAAUACAGCUUUAAAUCAUUAUCAAAAACAUCACGAAGAAAUACUAAUGACUUUUAUAUGUGAAGUUUGCGGUUUCACUACUGAUUCGUACAAGAACUAUCGAUCUCACACCUACAGCCACAAAGAUAGAGUACCGUGUAAAAUUUGUGGAGGAACAUUCGCAAAUCAAAAUGUACUUACUAAACAUAUCUUAAAAAUGCAUGGUACACCCGAACCUGUGUCGUGUAAGACAUGUGACAAGAAAUUCAAGACCGACAUACAAUUGAAGAGACAUGAAUAUAUACAUGAGACGUCGGAACCUUCUGCCGACAAGUUUUGUGACACAUGUAAGACAUAUUUUCGUUCACGAAGAUUGUUGAAAUUACAUUUAAAGAAUCAUUCCAAACAUCUCAAGGAUGCUGAUAAAAGGUUCACGUGUUUUGAAUGUGGUGUCAAAUAUUCUGAAAAAGCACGUCUUAAAGAUCACGUUGAUUGGGAACAUCUUAAAUUGAGAAACUACGUUUGUAAAUUGUGUUCUAAGGAGUUUGAAACAAAGCGUUGUAUGACGCGACACAUUAUGUACGUUCAUGAUAAAAUAAAACGGCCGAAGAACAAAAUCUGCGAUCUUUGCGGCACAGGAUUCUCGAAUUUGAGGUUAUUAGAAUCUCAUAUCCGAACACAUACAGGCGAGAGACCCUUCAAAUGUGAAAUCUGCGACAAGACGUUCGGAUUCAAAGCGUCUUUGUAUACACAUAAUAGACUAAUACAUAAGAAGAUUAAAAGAAAACCAUACCCGAAGAAAAAUAAUUAAAUUGCAACUUUGACAUCUGUCGAUUAUCGAUCGAUUAAAGUGAAUUAAUCGAUUCAAACAAAUCGAUUUCUGUUAUGAAAUUAAGUUUUUAUUACUUGCAACACUGUGGACCAUAGUGUUUGAUUACUGCAUGACAUUGACAGAUGUCAACCUAACUUGACAGUUUGUCAAGUACAAACACGAUA
Molecule: messenger RNA, 1967 nt
Organism: Papilio xuthus (Asian swallowtail)
Lineage: Eukaryota; Metazoa; Arthropoda; Insecta; Lepidoptera; Papilionidae
Product: gastrula zinc finger protein XlCGF26.1-like
Exons: 11
Coding region: 43-1782 (579 amino acids)
Source: RefSeq, a predicted model, not a curated record